Molecule: messenger RNA, 1897 nt
Organism: Galendromus occidentalis (western predatory mite)
Lineage: Eukaryota; Metazoa; Arthropoda; Arachnida; Mesostigmata; Phytoseiidae
Product: probable ATP-dependent RNA helicase DDX31
Exons: 1
Coding region: 254-1843 (529 amino acids)
Molecular function (GO): ATP binding; nucleic acid binding
Source: RefSeq, a predicted model, not a curated record
GAAAUCGACCAAGAGAUCAGCCGUUCAGAAGAAGAGUCUGAGCGAAGUUCUCUACGAGCGAGGAAUAUCCGCAAUAAAUAAGAAGUUCGAGAAGCCCACACCCAAGGUUGAUAAGUUCCACGUCGACGUUGAGCUGCCCCCGGCGCCUACAUCCGAUGAGAUCGGAGUUCGCGCGGAGAUCCAACUCUUCACCGAGGAUGGUUUCAGCGAACUCGAGAUCCAUCCCCAUCUCGUGGCAUGUCUGCGAGAUCGAAUGAAGAUCAACAAAGCGACGGUGAUUCAGAAAAUGAGCGUUGGACACAUCCUCAAGCGGAAAGAUGUCCUUAUAAAAUCGCCUACGGGAUCAGGCAAAACGCUCGCCUACGCCCUCCCAAUCCUCCACCUGCUGAUGAACGAAACCCCCAAAAUCAAAAGAGAGGAUGGAACGAGAGUCGUCAUCAUCACGCCAACGCGAGAACUAGCGCUCCAAACAUAUCAGUGUCUUGAGCUGCUCUCGAAAGCGUGCCAGUACAUCGUGCCCGGAGUCCUGAUGGGCGGGGAGAAGAAAAAAUCCGAAAAAGCUCGACUCCGUAAGGGGAUCGUUGUCAUGGUCGGAACUCCCGGAAGAUUGAUCGACCACCUGGAUCACACAUCGUCCUUCAGUUUCGGCACCGCGGACUGGUUAGUAAUCGAUGAAGCGGACAGGAUGCUUGAGAUGGGAUUCGAGCAGAGCAUAUCCAGAAUUAUCGAGUCCUGGAGGAAAGAACGCGCGGGAAAAGCGUCUAAUGCCAUCUUAUUGUCCGCUACCCUGACCCCUGGUGUGGAGAAACUCGCCGGACUCUCGCUCAACGAGCCGGUCGUCGUCGAUGCGACGCAGGAUUGUCAAGGAGCUCUCGACGACUUCGUGCUGCCUGAGAGUUUAGAACAGACUUUCAUGGUGUGUCCCACUAAAUUGUAUCUGGUCGCCCUCUCCAGCCUCAUCGUCCGGGGAGCUAUCCAAAAAGACAAAAUCGUGGUUUUCCUCCCAACUCAAGGCGUCGUGGAUUUCUACCUUAAUCUCUUCUCUGGAAUUAUGGCAGAGGCACUGCUAGAUUCUGGGUACAAAGUUAAUUUCUAUCGACUUCACGGGACCAUGUCUCAACACGACCGCACGGAGGUUUUCACCCAGUUCCGGGGAAGGGAAUCCGGAGUGCUGUUCACGACCGACGUAGCCAGCCGCGGUCUGGACCUGCCAAGAGUCGAUCUCAUUGUUCAGUUCUCUCUGCCGCUUGGUGUGCAGGACUACGUGCAUCGAGUUGGACGGACCGCUCGUAUCGGCACUGAAGGCCGCGCGGUUUUGCUUCUGAUGCCCUGCCAGGCAAAGUACCUGAACUUGCUCGCGAAAGCCAAGCUUCGUCCGGAACAAAUGCAAAUGCGAGGUGUCAUAAAUUACAUCAAAACGCUCAAGGAUUAUAUCGCGAGGAAGAACCCUUCGUUUGGCCUCAGGUCCGCCGAGGAUUACUGCACGGCUCUACAGCUGACUUUUGAAGCUGAGGUGAAAAAAGAACCGGAACUGCUCGAGAGCGCGCGGAACGCCUUCUCGACAUAUAUCCGGUCAGCAGCGAGUUAUCCAUUGGAGCUACGAGAGGUCGCGCCUUUCAAAGAGUUGCAUCUGGGCCACGUGGCGAAAAUGUUCUGUCUCAACGAUCCUCCGCGAAUCCUGGGCGAAAAAGCUCCCAGGCAUAUCCGCAAUGAAAACAAAAAUCGCUACAAUAACUCAAGAGCAGCCAGACCUUUCACCGCGGCAGCGAAGAGGAAAGAAGUUUCCGAAUGGGACAGUGGGAUGGCACCGAGUAAAAAACAGAGACGAGAAGCCAAGCGAUGACUUCUCUAUUGUUUGUUGCAUGUAUAAUUGACGGAGAGGAGAUUGUACAAUAAA